This is a messenger RNA of Lynx canadensis (Canada lynx), 2614 nucleotides long. RefSeq names its product cholinergic receptor muscarinic 4 (gene CHRM4). Gene Ontology annotation, biological process: chemical synaptic transmission; regulation of locomotion; adenylate cyclase-inhibiting G protein-coupled acetylcholine receptor signaling pathway. NCBI's taxonomy places the organism in Eukaryota, Metazoa, Chordata, Mammalia, Carnivora, Felidae. Gene Ontology annotation, cellular component: dendrite; plasma membrane; synapse. The record is from RefSeq and is a predicted model, not a curated record. The transcript has a single exon. Gene Ontology annotation, molecular function: G protein-coupled acetylcholine receptor activity; G protein-coupled serotonin receptor activity. Bases 25 to 1461 code for a protein of 478 amino acids.
GCCCGCCCACUACCGCUAACCAAAAUGGCGAACUUCACACCAGUCAACGGCAGCUCGGGCAACCAGUCUGUACGCUUGGUCACAUCGACCCAUAACCGCUACGAGACGGUGGAGAUGAUAUUCAUCGCCACGGUGACAGGCUCGUUGAGCCUGGUGACUGUCGUGGGCAACAUCCUGGUGAUGCUGUCUAUCAAGGUCAACAGGCAGCUGCAGACGGUCAACAACUACUUCCUCUUCAGCCUCGCGUGUGCCGAUCUCAUCAUAGGCGCUUUCUCCAUGAACCUCUACACCGUGUACAUCAUCAAGGGCUACUGGCCUCUGGGCGCCGUGGUCUGUGACUUAUGGCUGGCCCUGGACUACGUGGUGAGCAACGCCUCUGUCAUGAACCUUCUCAUUAUCAGCUUUGACCGGUACUUCUGCGUCACCAAGCCCCUCACCUACCCGGCCCGGCGCACCACCAAGAUGGCGGGCCUCAUGAUCGCCGCUGCCUGGGUCCUGUCCUUCGUGCUCUGGGCACCUGCCAUCUUGUUCUGGCAGUUUGUGGUGGGCAAGCGGACCGUGCCAGACAACCAGUGCUUCAUCCAGUUCCUGUCCAACCCAGCAGUGACCUUCGGCACAGCCAUCGCUGCCUUCUACCUGCCCGUGGUCAUCAUGACGGUGCUCUACAUUCACAUCUCCCUGGCCAGUCGCAGCCGGGUUCACAAGCACCGGCCCGAGGGCCCUAAGGAGAAGAAGGCCAAGACUCUGGCCUUCCUCAAGAGCCCCCUGAUGAAGCAGAGCAUCAAGAAACCCCCACCGGGGGAAGCCGCUCAAGAGGAGCUGCGCAACGGCAAGCUAGAGGAGGCGCCCCCACCGGUUCUGCCACCGCCGCCGCGCCCGAUGGCCGACAAGGACACUUCCAAUGAGUCCAGCUCCGGCAGUGCCACGCAGAACACCAAGGAACGACCACCCACAGAGCUGUCCACCACAGAGGCCACCGCACCUGCCAUGCCCGCCCCUCCCCUACAGCCGCGGGCCCUCAACCCAGCCUCCAAAUGGUCCAAGAUCCAGAUUGUGACAAAGCAGACGGGCAACGAAUGCGUGACAGCCAUCGAGAUCGUUCCCGCCACACCAGCUGGCAUGCGUCCGGCGGCCAACGUGGCCCGCAAGUUCGCCAGCAUUGCCCGCAACCAGGUGCGCAAGAAGCGGCAGAUGGCGGCCCGGGAGCGCAAGGUGACACGGACCAUCUUUGCCAUCCUGCUGGCCUUCAUUCUCACCUGGACGCCCUACAACGUCAUGGUCCUGGUGAACACCUUCUGCCAGAGCUGCAUUCCCGACACAGUGUGGUCCAUCGGCUACUGGCUCUGCUACGUCAACAGCACCAUCAACCCUGCCUGCUAUGCCCUCUGCAAUGCCACCUUUAAAAAGACCUUCAGGCACCUGCUGCUGUGCCAGUAUCGGAACAUUGGCACUGCCAGGUAGGCAGGCAAGGGUGCCCCAGAAGGUGCUGGUGGUCACGUGUGUGUGCUGAGCCAUGUGGUCUCUCCCGUGGCUGUCAGGGAGAGAUUUGGAAGCAUCUCUCCGUGUUCACGUUCGCUGAAGAGAACUGAGGUCCCCAAGACCCCGUGAGGCUCAGGAAGAAUCUCUGGCAGGAUUCAGAGAGACCAGAUCUCUGCUCAGGCUGAGGAGGGUCAGCCCCAGAAGCGUCUGAACCAAGACUGCCUGGCCCACCUCUGUUGCCCUGCCUCAGGGAGCUGGGAGGCACUGGCCUCCUGGGGCACCUGCCCCACUGUGACCAACCAGCAUGGCUGAAAUAAUGACAUCUGGAGGGAAGUAAAAGCCCAGGAUCCCCCUUGGGAGGAGCAAAGGAGCCACUGCUUUGGAAAGGAGGCUUCGGAAGGGAGUGGAAGGCUAGGGUCCCCCAUUGUGCCGUAGUUGGUGCUUUCUCCCUGCUGCACCCCGCAUGUAGGCUCAGCCCCUCCUCCCGGGUCCCGUUCCAGGGGCAGAGCUCUCCCCUUGCUGCAGCUGUUCAGCCAGGCUCUGGGUGGGUGGGCUCUCAGGGCCCCCUGCCACAUGCCCCUCGCAGCCCUGCACGUUCAGGAUGGGGUAGCUGGGAGGUCAGGGGUGCACACUCAGGAACUGAGGUCUGGCUUCCUGAGGUCCCAUGCUGAGCAGAGAGGCCCAACGGAUUCUGAAGAGUUCUCCCAGCAGGCUUCUGCAGUGAGGGAGGCCUGGGUCACAGGCGAGAAUGGGUGCGGACUUGACUGUCACAGGCUUCAGUGACAGCGAGGGCUGGGCCGUACCAAAAGGCCUUUGGUUGAGUGUGGCUGACAUGGGGAGUGUCAGUUCUAGGGAAUCUUCCAGGUUCCCUCCCAGUCCUGGUGUGGCCCCUGGAAAGACCAGACUGAAAGGCUCAGGUGACUUGAUGGGGGUCCCCUUUCAGGAGUCAGUAGGGGCCCUGGGAGAAAUUUUCAUAACCGUUCUGCUUUUCCCAUGAGCUCUGGGGAGCAUUCACCGCCAAGCCCCCCGGCCCCUAAAAGCCACAGUUCCCACAGCCUUCCCUUUCCUUCACCAGUUCCCGCCCCAACAAAUUAACCACAGCAAACUCCCUGGGAAGGGGCUUUUAUAUAUUAAA